UAUAACCCGAAUAAUCAAUGAAUUAGUGUGAUCGAUGGCUAACGGAAAGAAAUGGGAUUAUCUACCCUAAUAUUAUGGCUGCGGAGAAUCUCUUCCUCUUUAACAUAUUGGUUAAUAUUUAGCAAAAAGGUUAAAUGUGCCACGAAAGAAUCGAAAAAUCCCCGACUCACCGCACCGGCUACAGUGAAAAAACACGAAUUGGCCAUGUGACAUUCAGUGAUUACGGCUAUUUGAAUCGUAUAGCCAAUAUAUGCUCGCUAACUGUAGUUCAGCGUCAGCACAUAUCAACAAGAAAAGAACAAGUUACAGUGCCUAGUCAGUGCAUCACGAAUUUUGGAUUAGUUCAACUUAACUUAUAAAGUCAUGAUCUAUGUGAAGUUGGCUUUUGUAAUUUUAAUGAAUAUUUUAUUAUCUAUAAUAGCUCAUCAAGAAGAGAACCUUUCAACACAAAGCACGUUGUUUGUAAAAGACAUCCCCAAGGGAUAUUUUAGUCGAUCAAACCUACAAGAUUGUCCUAUACGUUUUCAUCGCCGACCAACGCAACCAAUAUGUGUGGUAUUCGGUGGAACUCGAGCUAAUGCUACUGAGUUCCCACACUUUGCCGUAAUUGGGUGGAUGGAACAAGCUCAAAUCAGUUGGAAAUGUGGUGGAUCCUUGAUUACGAGAAGAUUUGUGCUAACGGCUGCGCAUUGUGCUUUAGACAAGAACAAUGAAGCUCCAUCGGUGGUACGGUUGGGUGAUGUCGAUCUUCAAUCCAGCGAGGACGAUGAAUACGCGCAACAGGUAAACAUUUCGCGGUUUAUCAGACAUCCCAAGCAUCGCUUUUCUGCCAAGUACUACGAUAUAGCGUUGAUACAGCUGGAACAGGAAGUCAAGUUCUGGUUUGUUCAAUCGCAAACCUGCCUAUCUCCGAUGAAAGAUAAGACCACAAAUGUCUUAUGUCCUAAUUUUAGGCUUAGAUAUUAGAUUCAUCGAUUAUCUCAGAAAUGCAAUUAGAUUAGCUAAAAAGGCACAUAUUUAUACAGUAAUAACG
Topomyia yanbarensis is the source of this 1033-nucleotide messenger RNA. RefSeq names its product serine protease snake-like. Gene Ontology annotation, biological process: proteolysis. The record is from RefSeq and is a predicted model, not a curated record. NCBI's taxonomy places the organism in Eukaryota, Metazoa, Arthropoda, Insecta, Diptera, Culicidae. Gene Ontology annotation, molecular function: serine-type endopeptidase activity. The transcript has 2 exons. The coding region runs from base 364 to 966 and encodes 200 amino acids.